UAAACACUGUUAUCGGUCACACUGAGCUCAGUCAGCGCUGUGUGUGCAUGUGAGAGAGUGUGUGUGUGUAUAUGUGUGACUGUGGGGGACCGGGUCGCUGAUGUAGGCAGGCUGAUCACAGAUCAGAUACAUGCGCUUCAGAUCCAUAAAGCCAACUCCCCCUUCUCUCUCUUUCUCCCUGUCUCUGCCUGUCUCUCCGCCUUUGAUCUCGGCGCUCGGUUUGUCCUCUGUCUGCUGCUGCUGCCGCUGCAGCUCUGUGUUGUGCUGGGCUGGAGGCAGCAGCGCUGGCACGGUGAGCAGACCGGUGCGGGAAACACACCACCACACCUCUCGCCGGUCUGCUUUCGACUCUUAAGAAACAAAAACUUGGAUCCACAGGCUCCGUUUUCAGCAGCUUCAGGCAACAAGUGGCUGAUCAAAAUGGUCUGGAGUCUUCAACACACCUUCUCUCUUUUACUAACUGUGCAUGUCUUAUAUUCUACUCUGAUUCCUGUGCGGGCCGAGGAGGAGACCAGAGAAUGCAGAGAACAGGAGUACAAGGACCGGUUUGGGAACUGUAAACCCUGCAAGCAGUGUGAUGCAGGACAGGAGCUUUCAAAGGAAUGUGGCUUUGGUUAUGGAGAGGAUGCCCGGUGCGUGCCCUGCCGGAGCAGUCGCUUCAAAGAGGACCGGAGCCUGCAGAAGUGCAAGCCCUGCCUGGACUGUGGCCUCAUCAACCGCUUCCAGAAGGGCAACUGCUCCACCACCAGCAACGCCGUGUGCGGCGACUGUCUUCCAGGAUAUUACAGGAAGACAAAAUUAAGUGGUUUCCAAGACAUGGAGUGCAUACCCUGUGGGGACCCUCCGCCUCCUUAUGAACCGCACUGCAGUGGACGUGUGAACCUGGUGCCGCUGCCCUCGGUGGUGACUAGCCCUCGGGACAUGGCGCUAGCCGCGGUCAUCUGCAGCGCUCUGGCCACCGUGCUGCUGGCCCUGCUGGUCCUGUGUGUCAUCUACUGCAAGAGACAGCUGCUGGAGAAGAAGCCCAGUGCCUCCCUGAGGUCUCAGGACUGUCCGUACAGCGGGGCGGAGCUGUCCUGCCUGGACCCCCGCUGGCUACAUGACUUUCCCCAGAGACCCUGCUGCCAGUGUCACCUGGGUCCUGGACACACCUGUGGUCCAGUCCACCUGAUCCCAUCUCUGUGCUGUGAUGAGAGCUGCAGUCUGGGCCGCAGCCAGGACAACAGUCCUUUCCAGUCCCAGAUGAGCCUCAGUGAUGGAAAUACAAACCUGGACGAGGAGGGUGCCCCGAUGCAGCUGGCAGGACAUGCAGAGUAUGUCACCGCAGAGGCUGGUGGGAUGAUGGGGAGCUCAGAGGUUGCAGAAAGACCGGAGGUGGAAGAGGAAGAGGAUCGUGAGGGUGAUGAGGAAGAAGAAGGGUGCAGGUCAAGAGGGAAUUCACUCGACACGACCAGACACAGCGAAGCCGUGACAGAUACACUUCUUCCCAAACAGCACCCAUCAGCUCAGGAAGGAUGACAUGGACUUCUUUGGCUCGCGUUCCACCCUUGAACCACCCUGGACUCAACAACAGCCGCGGACAGAUCCCGUUUCAGAUUACUCCCCCCCCCCCCCCCCACUUCGAAAUGUGACCUCAGAGCCCCUUGUCAAAGCAUCCUAACGGAAUAUGUACAUACAUGCAAACGAAAAGCACUGCAACAUACA
Molecule: messenger RNA, 1704 nt
Organism: Toxotes jaculatrix (banded archerfish)
Lineage: Eukaryota; Metazoa; Chordata; Actinopteri; Toxotidae
Product: tumor necrosis factor receptor superfamily member 19-like
Exons: 10
Coding region: 421-1518 (365 amino acids)
Biological process (GO): positive regulation of canonical NF-kappaB signal transduction; positive regulation of JNK cascade
Cellular component (GO): plasma membrane
Molecular function (GO): protein binding; signaling receptor activity
Source: RefSeq, a predicted model, not a curated record